This is a messenger RNA of Siniperca chuatsi (mandarin fish), 3323 nucleotides long. It is a transcript of the gene safb, whose product is annotated as scaffold attachment factor B. Bases 157 to 2673 code for a protein of 838 amino acids. Gene Ontology annotation, cellular component: nucleus. The transcript has 21 exons. Lineage: Eukaryota; Metazoa; Chordata; Actinopteri; Centrarchiformes; Sinipercidae. The record is from RefSeq and is a predicted model, not a curated record. Gene Ontology annotation, molecular function: sequence-specific DNA binding; RNA binding. Gene Ontology annotation, biological process: regulation of transcription by RNA polymerase II; regulation of mRNA processing.
GCACUGCGCCUGCGCCUUGACGUCAACUGGCUCACCGCGGCCUCCAUUUUGCAGUAGUUUUGUUAGCCAGCUGCUUCUAUUCGUGGUGCAGCAUCCGUAAAUAAAGUGCAUAAAAGGAUUAUAUAAAACUAAAGAGAUAUUUUCACUGAUACAACUAUGGCUGACCCAUCAGCAGACGUGGAGGUUCAGGAGGGCGCGGAGGUGCGCAAACUGUCGGAGCUGAGAGUCAUCGAUUUGAAGGCCGAGCUGAAAAAACGAAACCUGGAUACCACGGGUGUCAAGAGCGUGUUGUCGGAGCGUCUGAAAAAGGCAAUCGAGGAAGAGGGUGGAAAUCCUGAUGAGAUUAUUGUCACUCCGGAGUCAGCCCCAAAGAAAUCUACACCUAAACGGACUAACGUUACCAAAGAUACAAAGCAAGAGAAUGAUGAACCUGAGGACAGCACUAUCGAGGAGGAUUUCCAUGAUGACCAUGAGGAGCUUCAGGAUGAUCAUGAGAACAUGCAGGAAAUGGACAUCCUCGACAUGAAUGUUCUGGAUGAGACAGAAAAUGAUAAUGGAAUACCAGCCGAGGAUAAUGAGGAUGAAACAGAGAAUAAUGCCUCUGAUGAAGACGCAGUGUUGAAUGAAGAACAUGAAAACAGGGCCUUGGAGCCAGAAGAUGAGGCAGAAGGUCCAGAGAUGGAUGAGUCUGAGAAGUUAGAUAAUGAUGAAUAUAUGACGGGCUCAUCAUCAAUCAAUAUGGCUCAGGAUCCAGAUGCAGACGACAUGAAAGAAGAAACAGAAAAUGACAAAGUAGCCGGGUCUUGUUUAUCUGAGCCGCUUAACGAAGAUCAUCACCAGAGCCACGAGACGAGCCCUGAAGAAGAGCAAGCUGCCACCGCCGGAGGGGAAGAAAAUGUGUCCGACACUGGUGCCAAGUCCAACAAAGCUGCCUCUGGAGAUGUGGAGAGCGACAGGGAUGUUGUGGAGACUGACACCAACGAGGUUGGGGACACACAGAACGUCCCAGAAGAGACAUUUGACGGUGAAAACAAAAGCUCGCAGGCUGUUAGUGUAAGCAAACAGGGCGCUGUGGGUGAAACUGUUGAUUCAGAAAUGGGGUCUAAGAAGGGUGAGGAGGAUGAGAAGACAGAAGAGAAAGCUGCUGCGGAUUCAGCCUCGACAGUGAAAGAGUCCUCUUCUGUAGAGGGCGAUGAUCAGAAAAAGAGCCCUGAGGAAAAAGAUGGCAAGACUGAGUCAAAAGAUGAAAAGGCUGCUGGAAGUGGUGCUGCAGCAAGCAGUAGCAGGAAUCUGUGGGUCAGUGGUCUCUCUACCACUACCAGAGCGACUGAUCUGAAGACGCUCUUCAGCAAAUAUGGCAAGGUUGUUGGAGCUAAGGUGGUGACCAACGCUAAGAGCCCUGGGGCUCGCUGCUAUGGUUUUGUCACCAUGUCCUCCACAGAGGAGGCCACCAAGUGUAUCAGCCACCUUCACAGGACCGAGCUGCAUGGCAGGAUGAUCUCUGUGGAGCGGGCUAAAAACGAGCCUGCUGGGAAAAAGCCAGCAGACAAGAAUGACUCCAAGAAGUCUGGCAGUGACAGGAGACACUCCUCUGACACCAAAUCUGAAGGAAAGGAUGAGAAGUCUGAGGGAGAAGGAAAAGAUGCCAAAGCGCGAAAUGAGAGGACGGUAGUUAUGGACAAGUCCAAAGGAGAGCCUGUCAUCAGCGUCAAAACCAAAAGCAAGGAACGAAGCACAAAGAGUCGGGACCGCAAGUCAGCCAGUAAGGAGAAGAAAGAUAUCCUGUCAUUUGACCAGAUCAAGGAGCAGAGAGAGCGGGAGAGGCAGAGACAACGAGAGAGGGAGAUCAGGGAGGUGGAGAGGCGCAGGUGCACUGACCGUGAUCGUGACAACCGUCCAGACCGUGAGCGCGAGCGAAUCCGUCUUUUCCGGGAAAAAGAGGAGAGGAAACACUUACUGCGGAAGCGACACUGGCUGGAGACUGAAAAGCAGCGCCUCGAUGCAGACCGUAUGGAGCGGCAGUUCUUGGAGCGGGAAAGGCUACGCAUAGAGUACGAGAGGAGGCGCGAGCAGGAAAGGAUCCUCAGGGAGCGUGAGGAGCUGCGACGGCAGCAGGAGCAGUUACGUUAUGAACAGGAGCGACGCCCCGUUAAGAGGCCUUAUGACAUUGAUGGCAGGAAAGAUGACUGGCCUGAUAAGCGUAUGGCUAUUGAUGACCGUUAUGGCCGUUCAGACUUCGGUCGACAGGAACGUUAUCAGGACUUUGACCACAGGGACCGGAGCCGUUACCAAGACGACAUGGUUAUGGACAGGCGGGACAGCGCUCGUGGCAUCGGUGGAGACAGAGAUGGCCAGCACUUCUCAGACAGGUCAGACAGACAUGGCAGAGAAGGCAGAGACUCCUGGAGUGGAGGCUAUGACAAACGCAUUAACCCCAGGGAAGGAAGUCGAGACUGGGACUCCAGCAGGAAGAUGGAUGGAGACAGAGCAUGGCAAAGUAGAGACGGUGCUAUCCCAGGCCAGAGCCACAUGGCACGUGGAGGAAUGGCAGGCCGUGGAAGCUACAUGAACACAGGAACAUCUCAGUCCCUCUCUGGGGCUCUCAACAGACAGAACCAGCUGAUGCAGGGCAGCGGCGGGCUGCAGGGUGGAGCUUUUGGUCGACGCUAUUGAUGUCUGUCUGUCUGAAGACAGUUGUGCGACUGUUUUCAGGAGGUCAUAUUAAGAAGGAUGUGACCAUCUUAGUUUUGUACAUGUUUUUAAAUCAGGAAUUCUUUUUUUGACACAAUUCCAAUCCAUUUUUGAUGGAGACCUUUAUUUUUCUGGUUGCUUCCUUUUUUUAUAUAUUUUUUUGUGUGUGUGUGUGUGAUGUAGUGAUCUCCUGCCUUGUAUUUAUCCUUCAGUCCAACGUACCUUGUUUGUAUAUCACGACUGUCUGCUCACAAGAAUAAGUUGUAUAUGCAGGUUGGCCAGUGGUCGAGAGUCACAUACACCUGAGUGGACGAAUCUAAACUCACCAGUCUUCUCUCGGUAUCCCAGUUUGUCUGAAGCAUUUCAGAAGUUUCCAUUCUAGUUAAAGGAACCUUUGUUGCAAUUACAUUUGUUCAGAGCUUGAGGCUCCUUUUUGACGUUAUUCUUUUUAUAACACAGAUGGUUGGUGAAGUUUUGGUGCUGAAGAAAAGGGUUUUAAAACUACAUGUCACAUUCUGAUUCUCCAUGCUUGUUAGACUUUUUUUUUUUUUAUUUCAAUUUGUGCUUUUUCUGUACAUAGUAUCUGAUUUGUGUGAUUGUUGGAUUAUGGUAAUAAAUGCCCCUGUAGUGUG